GGCCAGAGGGGCGAGAGACCAAGCCAGAGCCAGUGUCAGAGCCGAACAGUUCGAGUCUAAGACCACCUCUCUCACACACACACACACAUACACACAUGACGAGUACCACUGCAUGGACAUCUGAGGCCUGGAAGGCGCUCGCUGAGCACAAGGCUGAAGUUUCGCCGCCAACCUUUUCGGUGGCUGCAGCUCUUGCCGACGACGAUGGUCGGCUGGAUAAGCUCUGUGUGGCCUUUCCCGACUCUGCAACGGCUGAUGCUACGGGUGAUGCGGAGGAGGAUGUUGCGGGCAUUGGCCUCCUCGCGGACUUUUCCAAGCAUCUAGUGACCGAGCGAACGGUGGAGCUUUUCGGCGAGCUGGCGGCUGCCAUGGACUUUAACGCUCUCCGCGCUGCCAUGUUUGCGGGCGAGCACGUGAACGUGACCGAGGAUCGCGCUGUGGGCCAUGUUGCGCUCCGCACACCCGAGGCGUACAAGUGCCUCUACGAUGACGGCGCAUCGUCGUCAUUUGACUUUGCCGAGGAUGGCGCCGAGGCCGUCGGCACCGUCCUUGCCCAGAUGAAGGCCUUUGCCGACUCGGUCCGCAGCGGGACGUGGAAGGGCGCAACGGGCAAGGCCAUUGCCUCGGUCGUCAACAUUGGCAUCGGCGGCUCGGACCUCGGCCCGGCCAUGGUGGUUGGCGCGCUCGCGCCAUACGCAAAGGACGAGCUCGACAUGCACUUUGUGGCAAACGUCGAUCCGUCGAACCUCACCGAGGCGCUCGCCAAGUGCGACCGCGAGACGACGCUCUUCAUUGUCUGCUCCAAGACGUUUACGACAGCGGAGACGCUGGCCAACGCCAACGCGGCCAAGGCGUGGCUGCUGGAUCCGGCGGGCGGGCUCGACGACGCCGCCGUUGCCGCGCACUUUGUGGCCGUCUCGACCAACAGCGACGGCGUGGCGGGCUUUGGCAUUGACCCGGCCAACAUGUUUGCCUUCUCUGACUGGGUCGGCGGGCGUUACUCGGUCUGGGGCCCAAUCGGGCUCUCGGUCAUGCUCGCAGUGGGUCCCGAGGCGUUUGGUCGCUUCCUCGCCGGCGCGCACGCCGUCGACGAGCACUUUCUCACCGCUCCGCUCGCGUCGAAUAUCCCGUUCCUCAUGGGCACCCUCGACUUGUGGUACACCAACUUUUUCGGCUACACCUCGCACGCCGUCCUCCCCUACGACCACAACCUCGGCCGUUUUGCCGCCUACCUCCAGCAGUUGACCAUGGAGUCGCUGGGCAAGGGUGUGACCCGCGACGGCGUCCCGCUCCCGCCGCACCUCGUCACCUCGGGCUCGGUCGUGUUUGGCGAGCCCGGAACGCCGGCUCAGCACUCGUUCAUGCAGCUUCUGCACCAGGGCCAGGUCGUGCCGGCAGACUUUCUCGUCGCGGCCUCGUCGCAUGCAGCCAUCGGCACCCAGCACGAGAUGCUUGUCGCCAACGCCGUUGCCCAGGCUGAGGCACUCAUGGUGGGUAAGAGCCACGACGAUCCGGCCCGCGCCUUCUCGGGCAACCGUCCGACGACCACCUUUAUGUACCGCAAGCUGACCCCGGCUACCCUCGGCGCCCUUAUCGCCUUCUACGAGCAUGCUGUCUUUACCGUCGCCGCCCUCCUCGGCCUCAACGCCUACGACCAGUUUGGUGUUGAGCUCGGUAAGAAGCUGGCGUCGGCCAUUGUCGACGACUUUGCCGCGGCCUCAACCGAUGGUCACGACGUCUCCACCGCCCGCAUCAUGCAGCACUACCUGGCUCUCCGCUAAAUAUCACACAACAUGCCUC
Messenger RNA from Thecamonas trahens ATCC 50062, 1800 nucleotides. RefSeq names its product glucose-6-phosphate isomerase. Lineage: Eukaryota; Apusomonadida; Apusomonadidae. Gene Ontology annotation, molecular function: carbohydrate derivative binding; monosaccharide binding; glucose-6-phosphate isomerase activity. Gene Ontology annotation, cellular component: cytosol. The transcript has a single exon. The coding region runs from base 96 to 1781 and encodes 561 amino acids. The record is from RefSeq and is a predicted model, not a curated record. Gene Ontology annotation, biological process: gluconeogenesis; glycolytic process; glucose 6-phosphate metabolic process.